Drosophila obscura is the source of this 423-nucleotide messenger RNA. RefSeq lists its product as uncharacterized. The coding region runs from base 1 to 423 and encodes 140 amino acids. NCBI's taxonomy places the organism in Eukaryota, Metazoa, Arthropoda, Insecta, Diptera, Drosophilidae. The transcript has a single exon. The record is from RefSeq and is a predicted model, not a curated record.
AUGAAGGCGACGAAGAGCGAAUUCGCCAAUAGGGUUGAGGAGAUGAUGGCCACCAAAAGGCAACGCUCGAUCGAGAGUGCCAAGGACACUCCGGCGGGCAAGCGGCAACGCGGGCCCAAGGUGGUUAUCCCUCAAUCCACGAAGACGAAGAAGGCCAAGGUGAGCGACGUGUCUAAGAGGCACCUCAUCGUGGCCCUGAUCGACCGCAGCGACGAAAAUGGAAAGAUGACGGCGGCGCAGUGGAAACAGGUACACGCCCAGCUGGUCGACUGCCUUUUCGCGCGAUUGGAGGACGCGCCGGACGCUUCCAUGCCCACCUUCGACGGUGCGGGAUGGCUGAACGGGGUAAAGAUCCUCAAAUGUAAUGAUGACCCGACGAGGAAGUGGCUGUUGCAAGUGGUGCCCAAAUUGGAAGCUCUGUGA